GGAAUGUUUUGGUGGUAUCAUAGUUUGGGUUCAGGGCGGGCAAAGAGAAGUUGCUGCUAAUGCUAGUAGUGGAAAUGGUGAAAGCACUAGAGCGCAUUUUCACCGUAGUACUGUACAUAUCCUUUUUCUCAAACCUGUCAUUGACAAUACGCCGAGAUAGAUCUAGGGUUCAGGCAUCCUUUGGCACUUUUACCGCUGCUCCUCCCAGCUACCAACACAGAGGCUACCGGAGAAUUAUAUAACCUAGCAGUCCGGCCCAAACCUCCCCCCAAAAAGAAUACCCCGAGAACCGUGGACCGGGCCCAUGUUGGAACUACAAAGAUCAAGUCCGCAGGAUAUCCGCCAGAAGGAGCAUCCGAAGUACAUAGUUCCCAAUUGCCCUCGAGACCCCAGGAGAGAUGGAAAUGGGUCGGAGACGUCUGUUGGUUUAGUUUUUUUGCACUGCCUUCUCUCUCCCUGUGCUGUCAGUUCGGUCGCGCUUGUACGAGAUGCUAGGUCGUUCUGUAAAUAGACCCCCAGGGUAGAAGAGGGCAUGGGGCGACCUAAUCGACCCAGCGGGGGUUUCUAGGUACAUUUCACCGUACAAUGGAGUGCUAGGAGAUAGAAAUUGGUUCCUUGAGCUAUGGUGAGGUUGGUUCGUACGUAUAAGCCUCUUCAAUUUUAUGCUAAAUUAUAUGUUCACGAGCCCAAGGCCAUGUAUCAAAGAACGGGCCCCCGAGUUUGGGAGCAAGCUCUCUAGAUCGGAAGACAGUACUCCCAAUUGCGCAUAGAACAGCGAGGGUGGUUUCGGCCCUUUUUCUACAAUCAACUUGGGCUGCAAAGGAAACGGUUAGGAUGCUCACGACCGGUGGGAGUAAACAGUGAGAGUGAAUAGCGGGGUCGGGAUUGUCAUCCAUAGGGAGUAUGGUACAUAGCAGCCGUGUGGGAAGGGGCUGGGUGGCGUAAAUUGCAAACAGCUUUCCAGGGCACAGGCAAGCUAUGUGGGAAUAUGGGGAGUGACCUAAUAGAAAUCGAGGGGUAGGUGGAGGGAAAGAUAGUGGGCUUAAUGAUCAGCAAUAGGGACUCACAUCAGGGCGGGGAUGUAGGGGGUAACUUAUUUGCGUGCGGAAUAUUAUGGUAUUGCGCGCCGGUAUCUGUGGGCAGAAACGGUGACAUGUCGAAAUGUAAUUUAACGGGUACUGGGAAUGUUUAGCAGCGAUAGGAAAUCCGGGGUAAGUGAUCUCGCUAAUUCUGUCAGGUUAUAUAUAAUGCAAUAGACAGUCAAGGUGAGACUUUAGAAAAUGCUUUUUAAUUGUCUACAGGGAACUCACCGAUCAUCCUAUCAUAUCAGGGGCGCGGGCCAGCAUCGAAUGAUUGACGAGACCUUGUGCCCCUCAGUCUAACCGCUGAGAAUUGCCGGUAAGUUAGGAACGGGUAUUUGCAUCUCUGCCUUGUCGUGCCUAGAUAUACGCUGGAUUUUUGUUUUAUCAUAUGAUAUCAUAUCAUGCCCGCAUGGUUUUUCCGGGCCCGAGGUCAUGCGAAGGGGGAAGGAUAGUACCGGUAGUCUGAUACGACAGAAUUCUGUGCGGAUUCCCUCAUUGCGUCCCUUUUCUCCCUUCAGCUUCCCUUUUUCUUACAGCAAACACAGACCUAUCCAACAACUACAAACCAUGUUUCCCGACCAGCUUCUAUUCAUUGACGGCACUUUUUCUCCUUCCGUGGAGGAGAAUCCCACUUUCUUCACAUCAAUUAACCCGGCUACAAACACUCCACUCGCUAGGAUAUAUGAGGCCUCACCAAGGGAUCUUCAAUAUGCUGUCGAUGCCGCUACGAAGGCAUUCGAAUCUUGGUCCAAGACAACGCCAAUUGAGCGUUCCCGUAUACUUAACAAGGCGGUUUCGAUUCUGCGGGGCAGGAGCGAUGAAAUUGCCCGUGUCGAGAGCCUCGAUACCGGAAAGCCCUUCUCCGAGACAAGCACUCUCGACGUACCCGGUGGUGCUGAUGUCCUGGAAUACUUUGCCGGCAUUUGUCUGAGCGGCUUGGAAGGGAAAACGGUUCGACUUCGGGAGAAGGCGUGGUUCUACACUACCAAGGAGCCAUUGGGUGUUUGUGUGGGGAUUGGUGAUAAAUCUCUCUCCUCCCUUCCUUCCCUUCCAAUUUCUGACUACCUCAACUAUUGGCAGGCGCAUGGAAUUACCCGAUCCAAAUGUAAGUUUGACCGUUUCCGGAUCCCAACCUGCUCCGGGCUCCGGGCUUCCAUCAUGCCCAUCUCAUUUUUCUUCCUUUUCCCAUCAUGUCCUGGAUUCUCGCGAGUCUUCUACAUUUCAAUUUUGACCUUUUUAAAUUACCAGAGCACUUUGGAAGUGUGCACCUGCGCUAGCAGCAGGAAAUACCUUCAUCUUCAAACCGUCGGAAGUUACACCCCUCACCGCAAACAUCCUCGCUGAGGUCCUCACGGCCGCCGGCCUUCCCACAGGGGUAUUUAAUGUUGUGCAUGGAAGCGGGGGUGUGGGGGCUUGGCUCGGCAACUGUUCCGGGGUGGCUAAAAUGUCCGUCCUCCCCUCCACAUCUUAGCCCCUGCUGACCUAACCGUGCAGCUCGUUCACUGGUCAAGUGGAAACCGGGAAAAAGGUUUACGCCUCUGCCGCCGGUUCGUCGCUCAAAAAUGUUACGUUAGAGCUAGGGGGAAAAUCCCCCUUCAUCGUGUUACCCGAGGCCGACCUUAGCCUAGCUGCCGAUGCUGCCAUGGUUGCAAAUUUUUACUCUUGCGGUCAGGUGUGCACGAACGGCACUAGGGUCUUUGUUCAUUCUUCCAUCAAAUCCAAAUUCGAGAAUCUUCUGCUCGAGAGGGUUAGGGAUGGGAUUCGUGCUGGAGACCCACUGGACCCCAGUGUCAAUUUUGGGCCGUUAGUUUCAGCAGGCCAUUCCGAGAAGGUCAAAGGGUACAUUCGGCAUGGGGAAGAGGUUGACAAGGCACGCCUUCUCUGCGGUGGGUUGAAGCGAACCCUUUCACUCCCAGAUGGGAAGGGGCUCGAAAGAGGGUUUUUUGUUGCCCCAACUAUCUUUACCGACUGUAACGAUUCCAUGCUCAUUUGCCGUGAAGAGAUCUUUGGCCCGGUCUUGUCCAUCCUUACCUAUGAGACAGAAGAGGAGGUCGUCCGCAGAGCCAACGAUACGGAAUUGGGAUUGGCGGCGGGUGUUUUCACCAGGGAUAUAGAUGCCGCGCACAGAGUGAUCGGCAAGAUGAACGCGGGUAUCUGCUGGAUCAAUACCUGGGGAGAAUCACCGGCGGAGAUGCCGGCCGGUGGAUGGGGAUUAAGCGGUUUAGGGUUUGAGAAUGGCAGUGAAGCAUUGUCACAAUUUGUGAGAACCCGAUGCGUAUUGGUGGAGAACGGCGAAUUUCCGGCCGUAUUCUCCAAAUCUUAGGCCUUAGAUCUCAUUCUUUGGUCCUGUUGUGUUGUCGUAAUUGCAUAUGAUUGCUCGAUUUCUCGAGCCGAAUUUAAACCCCAGGGGGCACAAACUAGAUGGACUUAUUGUGGGACCUGCGUAGAUCGCUGCGAGAGGCUGCUUGCGGAAUAUUGAUGGCCGUUACACGGCUACCGUAUUAUCGUAAGCGAGGAUCUGUUUCAAUGUGUAUGUGAUCGAACGGACGGUUUGCGGUGGUGAUCCAUUCAAUUCUCUUUUACCCUCCUGAGCCCCAAACCCCGAAGGGGAUCCACAGUAUGGUAUGCCCCGAACGAAGGACUACCGGUUGGAUUCUCGAUGGAAUUUGGGGGGCUCCUGGCAGGUUUCCCAACGUAGAACCCAGAUCUGGAAAACCAGCCUCUGAUUCUGAAUCCGUGCUGUCCCCCUCUUGGCCCAGAUUAGAGAAUACGGAAAUCUGGGAACCUGCCCUUGAGUGUAUUAACUAGAACGAAAUUUCACCAUUUCCUUCACUGGGUUAAGGUCUUCUUAAAGCUUAGAAGACGAGCGACUGCUGGUUGUAAUAAUAUCAUAAAAAAUAUUUCCCAUUUCUUACGGGUAAUAUCGUUUGGCUCCACUAUUCAUAACCUGGAAAUUUAGACCGUCGCUGUAGCUAUGGGAGCAGUUAGUGUUCUGGGCUUCUGUUCUAAACUAUGAGCUUUUUUAAACUUUAAACUCUAACGGAAAAUUCGCGAUUUGUUUUAUAGAAGUUUAAUUUCAUAUGAAGGCUAUAAAACUUUUUUGCACCCCCCAAGGCACCAAGAACAAAGCACAUGGGGGGAAGAAGUUCCCGUCAUAGUACCCAAGACCCCCAGCAUCCAUGCAUGCGCUGUAAACAGACACCGGGAAUCACUCGACAGGGUUUUUAGCGAUAGUACUCAACAACAUAGUUUUUCCCGCAACCGCACCCAUCGUCAUACUUCUUCUUCGGCUUCUCCUUCUUCUCCUCUUUCUUCUCCUCCUUCUUCUCCUUCUUCUCCUUCUCUUUCGCCUCCUCGCACUUCUUACAGCACUUCUCGUCCUCGCAUUCCUCGCACUUCUCGCACUUCUUAACGUCCUCGCACUCCUCGCAUUUCUCAUAUUCAUCCUCCUCCUCGUAACGGAAGUAGUCCUUCUUGGCAGCCUGUUUGUCUUUCUUGUGUUCGUCCUCGUGGUACUUCUUGCUCAUGUCGCGGUAGUAGCCGUAGGCUUUGUCGAACUUGACACCCUUGUCGAAUCCUGUCCAUCCAUCCACCCUUUAGCUACCACUGAAACUGCCAGAAUAAAAAUAAAAUAAAAGAAGGGUAGAAAAAAAAUACCGUAUCCCUCCUCGAAGCAACACUGCUCAUCAUAAACCUUUUCAUCCUUGCACUCAGCACAUUCCUUAUAGUCAUUGCACUCCUCCUCCUUUUCCCUCUCCUUAUCCUUCUUGUAAACCUCGUCCUCUGCUUCCGCGUACUUCUUGGAAUACUUGUCUUCCUUAUGCUUGUGCUCCUCGUUAUCGUACUUCUUGUGUUCCAUAUCCUUGUCCACCUUUACCUUCUCCCCGCCGGCACCCCCACCGGUACCCCC
This is a messenger RNA of Tuber aestivum (summer truffle), 4992 nucleotides long. The record is from the annotation of a GenBank genome assembly. NCBI's taxonomy places the organism in Eukaryota, Fungi, Ascomycota, Pezizomycetes, Pezizales, Tuberaceae.